UUGUCUCUUGUUUUUUUUUCAAAUCUCUUUCUCUCCACAAUUAACAAUUAUUAAUCAAACUCUAUUUAUGAUUUAAACUAUUAGUUAAUCUUGUUAAUAAUCUAAGUAUGGCCUCAAUCGAGAAGCUGGUUAAAUCAUUGGAAGCUUUGAAAGUACUCCAAGCAUCAAUUGACAAACCUGAAGAACCGUUGAUAUCAACAAAAUUUAUCAAGAAGGAAGCGUCUAUCAGUAAGAAGGAGAAAAUCUCUCACUGUAUCAACAUUGCGGAUAUAAUAUGUUGCUCUCAAUUAAGGAGUAUGGAGGAUUUUCAAAAAUUUUUAGGAAUUGCAAUUGAAACCAUGUUGGCUUGUUGCGAUGAUACUGAUGCUGAUGUCCGUUCCAAUGCCGGUGAAUGUUUAAAUAGGACCAUUAAAUCAAAUAUCGAUUGUCACCUUAAUCGGAUUCAUGUUGAAUUAUACAAAGAAUUGAAGAAAAAUGGUUCAAGUCGAAGUAUUCGUGCAGCUCUAACCCGUUUCGCUGAACUUGCUUAUCUUCUUAAACCGGCCAAAUGUCGUCCUUAUUUGGUACAAUUAAUUCCAGUAUUAGAAAAGAUUAGUGCACGAACGGGAGAGGAUAAUAUUCAAGAGACAAUCACCUUAGCAAUGAAAAAGUUAAUGCCAGUCUUGGGUCGAUAUGCAACCGAAAAUGAGAUCUUACGUCUUCUUAAUUGUUUCCUGUCCAAUUUAAGUUAUUCUCUGGCCUCUGUUCGUCGAACUGCUGCAAUAUCAUUAACUUCGAUAUGUCAACAUUCAAAGAAACCACCUUACUUUUAUUCUUGGCUAAUUAACAAUCUUCUUAAAUUAUUUCACUCCAAUCAAAACAAACUUAAUCUUAGUCACAGUCAACUUUUAGAGACAAACAAUAACCUUCUCUCUGGAAUAUUUCAAUGUCUUAAAAAUUUAUUUCCAUUGUUAAACAACAUUCCAGCUGAUGAGGAGAACCAAAGUUUAGUGAUUACACUUAAACAGAAACAAGUUUACGAGAAACAAAUGAUCAAUUUGAAAGACAAUCUACUUCAAAUGUACGAAUUAUUGUUACACAGUUUACGAUAUUCAUCUGAUAAUGGUGUCAUUGUCUCGGCUCUUGAAGCUUUACUACAACUUUUACGUUCACCUCCCAAAUUGAUUCUCAAUAAUUUACUAAGUAUUAAUGGAGUUGGUCAAUCUCGUCUAAAUGAUUCUGGAAUCACGGCUUCAAUACCAUCAUCACCUUCAAUGUCAGUCCGUCGGUUAAAGGAAGGAUCUUCAAUCGGUGGUUCAACUGAUAAUGUCGCCUCAUUGGAAGAAGAUGAAGAUAUUUUAAUUGGAUCAUUUUCUCAAGACACAAGGAACACAAACACUUUGAACCUCAACAUGCGAACUGAUUCAGGUGAAAUUUUCCGUCCGGAAUCUAGUCUUAGUGAACCAGAUGAAAAUGUUUACGAUCAAUCAACAACCAAUAAUAGUAUGGAAGGAAAAGAUUUCCAAUCAUUUGAUGAGAAAAGUUCACUUUCAUAUUCACCAAGAAUUCUGCCAAUGAUUUUAAAUCAUCGUCAUUCUCAACAAAGCAGAGAGGAGGAUCAACCAAAUGAAGUACCAUUAUCACCAGCACCAUCGUUACCAAGUUGCUGGGAUUCUGAUAUGAUAUAUCAGAUUGAAAAUAUUGGCGAUUUUACUUCAGAAGACACAAUCCCAUUAGAAUAUUGUACUCGCUUGAUUUGCGCCAAAUUUUUGCUCAAUAGCACAAAAAACGGUCUUAUUCCUGAUAAAACUGUACGAAUAAGUGUCAAGUCUCUUGCCCUUAGUUGUUUAGCACCAAUCGUACAACUUUAUCCAAAAGCGUUUCUCCUCGAUCUUCAAUUGUAUCGACACCCACCAGAUUCUCCUCAAAAAAUUUGGGAUAUUACUCUUUACUCAUCUCACCCUGAUCCUCAUCUACGAAGUCAACUCUCUCUUGUGAUAUCAACUUUUAUCAAACACGUUCUCGAACUACCUUUAAGUUUCGAUGAAUUUAUCAGUGUUAAUUGUGCUCCAUCGGAUAUUAACGAUGUUCCAAGUUUAGAAAAUUUAAUCAUGAAGCACAUCUACCCGAUACUUUAUGAAUCUGGAAAUACCUCAUCCAGCAUUAGAAAUGCUCUUCAAUCAUUCCAGAUUUGUCUUCCGGUUCUAAUAAAAUCCAAAGAAAACAUUACCAAUAUUUUACCCAAGGUUUUAAAUCGUCUUAUUUUAUUAAAAGAUCAUAAUUAUUGGCUUGUUAAAGCUGGUCUUCUCGAGCUAUUAUCCAAUUUACCUUAUACAGAGAUAUUUUAUCUAGAAAAACGUUUAUCAUUAGCCAAGAAUUUUAAUUCGAAAACAAAAUUCCAAGAUAUCGUCAUUGACGAAGUAUUUUUACCUCUUCUAUCAGAUGAAGAUUAUCGUAUUCGUAGUUCAGCUUCUUCUUAUCUUGUUGGACUAGUCAAGAAUAUGUUUACCUGUUCUAAUCAAAAUAACGGUGACCCUGUGAUAGGAACCACUCAGAAUCUUGCUGAAUCAUAUAUAAGCUUUUUCUCAAGUUCAUCAAUGUCAAUUCUUCCGAUACGUGAAUCUUUUCCAAUCAAAUUGCUCUCAAAUGAAUUUGAUUUUAUUCCACCUUUUGUUGAUAAAAAGGAUUCCAUUGUUUACAAUGUUUCCAUUGAAUCAAAUUUAAAGUGUAUCGUUGAUAAACUGAUAACCAAUCUAACCAACAAUUCUGCCUCUAAAGCGACAAUUUUUGGCUGUUUUCAGAGUCUCUGUGAGCUUAGUGAGGAAUAUCUGGUCACUAAAUUUCCAAAAGCCUGGGGAUGUAAAUCAGAUGAAAAUUCUGGUAUCAUUUCUCUUCUCAAAUAUUUAUUAUAUCUACUUUCCAGUUAUCCACCUUUGGUCAACGAUCUCAUUGCUCACCAAUGUCUAAUCACUUUAACAGGAAAUCUUAUCUCUGGUCUUUCAUAUCAAAUAAUUAGUCAAAGUGAAUAUGUUGUAACAAGUGAUCAUGGAAUCGGUAGCAGUGGAGGAAGUGGAGUAAUUAAUGAAACAGAAUCUGAAUGGGGUGUCUUGGGUAAAGAAGCUCCUCUCUUGGAACCACUUUUAUCUCAAGCUACUCAGCACUCGAUUAAAUUGUUGGCAAUUUUUGGCUCUGUUUACGAUGAAACCAAUAGUCUAAUCAAUACACCAACCACCAAUUCAGUUGUAACCAAACCACAAAUGAUCUCAACCCUGUCCAGUGCCACUUUAAGUCCACUGAGAAAGAAAAGUGCUAAACCAGAUUCUGAUAAAAGUGAAUUACGUAAAAGUGGAAUUGAAAAAGAUCGUGUUAAAGCAGUUCAAAGGCAAAUCAGUAUAACCACCGAUCCACUUACUUGGAGAAUCUAUGAGAUUAUGAAAAGUACUUAUCAUUCAUCUAAAAUAACCAUGGAUAUGGGCGAAAGUAAGUUAGGUCCAUUAUUGGAAUCAAUUCUUACUCUACUUUCUCAGCUGAUGGAGAUUGGAUCUUUUCGUCACUUUGUCCGUUUUUCUGAGGAUAUUUUAGAUUAUUUGAAAAUUGUGAUCGUUCAUGAACCUCAUGCUUCAGUUAAAUGUGUCCAUCAAUUGUUCAAGUGUCUAUUUGGAUUGAACUUUGUCAAUCUGAUUGUACAAAAUCGCGACGGUGGUGAUAAGAAUGAUCUGCCAACCAAAGGAUCACUUUCUGGUAGUGGUGGGAUUACAGGUCUCGGUGGUAGUAGUGAUUCUGGUGGGAUAAUUGGAAGUGGACAUCAACCAAUGGACUAUUCAAGCUGCUCUUUUCCUUUACCCUCUUCAUCUUCGGGACUUUACCAAGCGGUCAUUGCUCGACCUUAUUCCAACUUUUCAGAUUACACCUCAUCUUAUGCUCCAUCACUCAAUUCUUACACUUCCUCACCAAGCUCGAUUCCAACUUCUGUCAUGACCUCCUCAUCUUUGAACUUUCCAUCUGAAGAUCCCGACCUUUGGCAUUGUUACUUUCGAAAGGCUAUCGAGAAGCAAGUCUCUUAUGUCCUCGAUAGAAACUCAGCUCUUAGUCUUUCAUCAACCCAAUCAACGGGAAUUCCCCGAGUAACCUUAACAUCACAUCUUCGAUUAUUUGAACCGAUUGUUGUUAAAUCCCUUCGUCUUUACACAAUGACAUCUAAUCUUGAUCUUCAAUAUGAAAUUUUGUCAUUUAUUUGUCAGCUAAUUAAAUUACGGGUUGAUUAUAAUCUUCUUGAUUCAGAUGCCAUUUUCCUUGGUUUUGUUAGGAAACAAUUUGAAUUUAUCGAAAAUGGUUUACUCGGACCUUGUGAUCGACUAAUUGGAAUUAUUUUCAAUUUUCUUAUCCUUCUCUCAUAUCCUAAUCCAACACAAGCAACUCUUCAAACUAGUAAGGUUAAUGUAAUCACAGUUCCCAAAAUAAUUCAAAUGUGUGAUGACCUGAUGGCAUCUGAUCAACCGCCCGCUGCCUACGCUUUACCCGCUUUGAGACAAAUUGUUGAAGAUCUAAUGUUAUACCGAUUACCCACCAAAGUCGAAUCAGCAAAAGAACUUGAUGCUCAACGAGAAGUGGCCAUUGCCGCUCUUUUAAAGCUUUCCCAUCAUCGUCAAAGUCUUUACCUGCUCAAUAUUAUUGUCCAUCAAUCUCGAAAAGAGGGUGAAGACAAAUGGAGAAAAAUAUCUCGACAAAUUAUCGAUGUACUACUUCCCCUUUUAACUCGACAAUCUCUUUAUAUUGAAUCUUAUCCCGAUCUUGAGAUUGUCCAUCAUCUCUUUGAAUCUGUUUCCCCGGCGGUUUAUAGACCAGUUGAUUAUCUUCUCAAAGCACUUUUUACUCCACCCGACCCCAAGUUUCUCGAAGAUCAUCAUAUCUUUCAACGUUGGAUUUCAUCUGUUCUAGUCAUCAUUCGUGUCUUGAUAAUCCAUGCAAAAGAGGAGAUUGUCCUUGCCCGUUUAGAUGAUCUUUUACCUUCGUCAACUUUUUUCAAUCUCAAGUGGAUUAGAGAUGAUUCAUUAAUGUCAGAUGAAACUUUUGAUCCUUCUAAUUCAACUUCACCUGAAAAUGCUUCCAUCACCUUGAUUGCCGAGUUUAUGUUCAAUGUAGUUCGAGUUUGUGCUGAAACUUUGAUCCAUUAUCGUGAAUCAACGAGCCCACUUUUAAGAAAUCGAUCAACUUUUCUUGUUGAACAGAUUUCGUGUUUCUUACUUUACAUGACUCACAUGUUCCAAUCAGGGUCUUAUCGUCGAGUUGCAAAACGAUCAUCAGAAUUAUUGAAAGAAAUGUUAUCUCGUAAUUCAAUCCUCGGCUCAAUCAAUUCUGCUUUCAGUAGAAUUGAAUCUCAUUUUCCAACUAUCAUGUUCCAAUGGUGUAACAUUCUCAUGUUACUUGGUUUUGAUGAUCAUGGAACUCACCGUUUCUGGUACAAGCUAAUUAAAGGUUUUGAACAAAAGAAACACGAUCCAGCCUCUCUCGAUGUCUCACUAAAAGACGACUCUCGAUCAUCAAAUGAAGAAUCAACCAACGAAUCAAGUGUUGAUAAUCAGAAUCAAUUCCUCAUUGGCCAAUAUCCAUCGUUGAACAUUGAAAUUAUCCGAAGAUCAGCUCUUAUCUUACUAUGUGACUUUGUUUGUGAAAAUAUGAAUGAUGUUGAACAAUUAACUUGGCUAAUUAUCAAUAACAUCUAUGAAAUAAUUCGUUGGUCCUAUGAACUUCCAAUUCGUGAUUUUAUUCACGCUGUUCAUCGGAAUCAAGCUUCUUCAGGUCUUUUUCUUCAAGCGGUCGCCGCUCGAUGUGAAAACUUUCGAGAACCCGUUUUCCUCAAUCGUCUCCUUAUUUGUAUCGAGUUGUCCCACGAGACUCAAUCAGGCUCUCUGGUAUCUCUUAUUGUGGAGAAAAUUUUAUCCAAUCCCCAAACUGAGGCCUAUCUGUCCAUCCGAAUGACCGCCAAACAAAUUGCCAUCAAUAAAAUUAAAUUUCUCUGUAAAAUUGAUCCACUGGACGACGCACUGUUACAAUUAUCAGCUGAUGACACGGAUAAGAUUCUCCAUUCGAUUGAUGCACGAAAAUAUCGUGAUCUUGUUGAUUUAUUACGAAAUUAUCGUAGAUUAAUUUCACCUUCUACCGAUGUAAAAUCCACUGACCAUCCACUUAAUGAUGAUAACGAAGCGACUUCAUCAUUCACUACAAUGGAACUGAAUCGUUCAAAAGAUUGGUUCCUUUCGUUUUUCCCGAAUUGUUAUCAAUUCUCAACAGUUGACUGGAUGGAAUUGGCAACUCUUCUAAACAAAUGCUCACCUGAAGAAUUACAUAGUAUUUUUGGUCACAAAAUCUAUGGGCUGACCAUUUUAUCUCAUUGUUUGGUCACUGCAACCAAAUUGACUCUUUUCAAUGAAGAUCCAAAUUCUGAACCACAACCAUUGAAAGGCAACACCCUUCUUAAAGCGGCUAUGGCCUCAUCUCAACAACACUUGUCCAAAAUUUCAUCUCAUCUUCCAUCAUCUCAUUCGCCUUUCUCUUCGCCGGGUGAAAUGUACACCGCUCGAGAUAUGAAACAUCGAGAUUCUUUGGUGGAAUUGUUUAGUCAGAAAUUUUUCAAAGAUCAUCUUGUUUCUUUAGUUCCAGUUUUCAAUGCUUUCGCUUGUUAUGCUGAUGAAUCUCGAUGCUUUGAUAAUAAACUUGAACCUCGAGAAUUGAUUCUAAGAAUCGGUGUUCUCUACUCUGAGAUUCUCUAUUUUGAUCUUGAAUCUUCUGAUUACAGUAACAUCAGUUCUUAUAUUAACCUGUUGCACGAUCUAACCAAACGUUCAUCUUUCAUUGGUCUACUUUCUGAAACGAAAAAUGUUUCACUUCUUUGCUCUAUCAUAUCAGCGGUUCAUUUAACGGUAAAACUUAGUUUCGGCGAUUUACCUGAAAUAUCACUUCGAAAAUCUUUCCAAGAGAAAGAAAAUCUAACCAAACAAGAGCGAUCUGAUUAUCGUCACUUGGUUAAAGCCUGUGAUCGUAUUGUCGAGCUUAUGAUGUUUCUUAAAUUAAGUGAAUCCAAUACUUCAUAUGGAAAAAUUUGUUCAUUUACUUUUAAAUUGCCUCUCAGUUUGUUAAAGAAAAUUAAGCGAAUCAUCAUUUGCCUCUCUCGUAUACCUUGUAUCAAUUCAGUGGUCAUGAUACCUCCGUCCAUUUGGCAACAUGAUCUUUGGUCACCCGAGUUUACUGGUCACUUUGGAACUGUUUGUUCAACCGUCCCAUCAGAUUAUUUACGUGAUAAAGACAUUUUGAAACAAUUGAUUGACCGAAUCGCCUCACUUGGUUGGAUCAAUCGAAUUCAAUUUGAGGAAUUGUGGAUGUCACUUUUAGGUGUUAUUUCACCAAUUCAAGAUUCCGAUGAAACUUUUGAAGAUGCUCAAGAUAAACUACUAAUUGCUACCAUAGGAAUCGAUGGAAUUACAACUUUACUCUUACAAGCUUUAAGGUAUCCAGUUCCCGGAAAUCCGUUGAAAUGUUUAUACUCAUUCAAUCCUUCACGAACUGCAGCUUUCAUGCAUACCAAGUUUGGUGAAAAAUUAACACAAUUAAAAUACAUUCUUCCGGGAAUUCAUGAAUCACCUGAAGAAUCUGAAGUUGAUGAUUGUACUACAACAUAUUCAAUCAACUCUAAACGCCUUUUCUCUGUUGAUUAUCUUCGUAAACAAAUCGGAAUCAUAUCGUCAACUGAACUUACCCCACCAACUUCAUCUGGUUCAUCAUCGGCAUCCUCUUCAACCGUUCAAUCGCCCACCUCUCAGGGAGCCCCUGAUCCUUAUACACCUCGAACACCCGAGAAUAUUACUCUUAAAGAAAAUACCGAGAUUGAUCUUUCCUCAUGUAUUCACUUUCUUUUUGAACUUUAUGGUCAACUGAUUACUACCCAUAUAUCACGAUCUCCGUUAAUCAUUGAACUUUGUCGGUCAAUCGCUUCACUGAUGGACCUUUUCUUUGAGAAGUCACAAUAUGAGUGGGUUCUUAACAUUUUCCUCGAUCUAUUCCGUCUUUCAACAACCAAUGAAGAUGACAUGGUUACCCAGUAUUUAGCCUUUGGUGUCACUCGAUCAGCCGCCAUUCUCUCAAUUGAAAACGACCAACUGAUUGAAAAGUGUAAAAAGUGCGUUGAAUCAAGUUUGAAAAGUUUACUUCUACCAACAAGGAUUAACACUCUUUAUGGUGUUUGGUAUCUGUUAGAAAAGAAAAAUACUCUUCCCGGUGGGAAAGAGACGCAAUUCUUACCCUGCGUCUCCGAAUAUCUAAUUAAACAUCUUGGGGAUGAAAAUUUGCCAAGUAGUCACAAUGAGGAACAUGUUAUCAUCAUGUGGGAAUUGUCUUUCCAUCUGAUUGAAACUUUUGUCGAUUCAUUUGCUGAAAAUGAUUUCGCUCAGAAAAUAUUCUUAUUAAGCUUGAAAACAAUUAGCAGUCCAAGUAAUAAUGAUCGAGUCUAUGGAACCGUUUGCAAUGGAUUAAUGAGACUAUUAGUUUGUGAAAUUUUCAGUAUCAAAGAUGCUGAAGCAAUUGUAAGGAUCUCAACGGAGAAACUUAAAUCACCCAAAUUACCAGCAAGCGAAUCAAUUUUUUCACUUCGACUUAUGGUAACAUCGAUUUACAUAUAUGGAUUAUCAUUCGCAAGUGAAACUACUUUAUCUUCUUCACAGUCAACUCAAUCAUCUGCAACAAUUAACUCUAAUUCUGUUGGUAUUCUAAAUUCAAAUGAUAAUAAUGAAGAUUUACUUUUCGCGAUGGAACGGGUUAGACUUAUUUUCGAUCGGCUUAAAAUAUGUAAUAAGAAAGAAGCCGAAUUAAUUGCUUCCAUUAUUCCUCAAAUUCUGUGUGAUUUCCUUCCGACUCAAGAGAUACUCAAUAAGAUUAUUGGUGAAUUUUUAUCUAAUCAGACAAUUUAUCCUCAACACAUGGCUACAAUUAUUUACAAGGUUUUCAAAAUUUUAAGACAACAAUCUGAAAGUUCAAUGAUUCAGGAAUGGGUUUUGUUAUCAUUAUCAAGUUUUACUCAAAUUCAACCAAUUUCAUCAGCAAUUUGGUCUUUAUCAUGUUUCUUGGCAAGUGCAGCAUCAAAUGUUUGGGUUAGAAGCUUAUUUUAUUGUCUUGUCGCCCGAGGGAAUGGACUUUAUGAAGCCAAAGACGAAGAUAUUUUUUACCUUUGUUGUUGUAAUUUUUACGAUGAGCUCACUAAGGAUCAUCAAAAGGAAUCGUUCAUAUCAAUUUUUGAAGAUGUCACAAAAUUGGAUUCACCUUACAGCAAAUUAUUAACUUUCCUGAAGAAAUGAUUGGAUUGAUGGUCGAAAAAAUUAAAUAAGAUAAUUUAACAAUCAACAAAUUUUUAUAUAUAUAAUUAGUUAAUUGAAUUAAUUUUUGGGAGUAUUUAUUUUUUUCUGAUUCUCCAAUUAUUGAUUAAGGAGGGAAAAUCCCACAACUUAAUCCGCUCAAUAUUAUUAAUCAUCAAUAAUUUUUUUCUUGCUUAAUUGUCACAUUAUCAUCCGUUUCAUCAUCAUCAUAAUUAUCAAGCCUCUAGAAUUGUUAAUUAAUUGUUAUUAUUAAGAUAAAUCUGUAUUAUUAACGUUUAAAUACUGUAGUGUUUACAGUUUUUGGUAAAUUUUGUAGCAAUUAAGAAAAUUAGAUUAAAUAAUUUAAACGAA
Messenger RNA from Panonychus citri (citrus red mite), 9692 nucleotides. It is a transcript of the gene htt, whose product is annotated as huntingtin-like. Gene Ontology annotation, cellular component: nucleus; cytoplasm. The record is from RefSeq and is a predicted model, not a curated record. NCBI's taxonomy places the organism in Eukaryota, Metazoa, Arthropoda, Arachnida, Trombidiformes, Tetranychidae. Bases 108 to 9323 code for a protein of 3071 amino acids. The transcript is spliced from 12 exons.